Messenger RNA from Tricharina praecox, 1683 nucleotides. Its product is annotated as kinase-like domain-containing protein. Gene Ontology annotation, biological process: peptidyl-threonine phosphorylation; peptidyl-serine phosphorylation. The transcript has 3 exons. Gene Ontology annotation, molecular function: protein serine/threonine kinase activity; ATP binding. The coding region runs from base 33 to 1460 and encodes 475 amino acids. The record is from RefSeq and is a predicted model, not a curated record. NCBI's taxonomy places the organism in Eukaryota, Fungi, Ascomycota, Pezizomycetes, Pezizales, Pyronemataceae.
CAGCCGUUCCGGAAGACAUCAAAAUCACUACAAUGGCGACACGAGUCGAGCGUUCUUUGCACGCCAUCAAGCAGUUCAAUACUACAUUCCACAAGACCAGCUCAGUUACAGAGUCCCGCCGGGCUUCAGCGAGUAGUUCCAGCGGAGACUCCUGGGAGAACGGCUUCAUCUGCGAGCGCCUUAGGGAUCGGAUCCAUGGUUUCGAGAAGCACAUCACGAACUCGCCCACAGGACUCAUGAGACGCGUCUACCCCAAGAACGACGUCUACAGGGUCUUGACAUGCAAAAACAUUCGAUCGCUCCUCCAGUGCCCUUGCGAGGGCAAAUGGUGCCGCGGCAGAAUGUCUCCUGCCACCGAGCAAAAAAUCACGACAAUCUUCAGCGAAUACCGGUUGAUCUUCGCCAUUCUCCUGGAGAUGGAGCGUCUCUGCCUCAUCCACAGCUUUGUUGAGUUAGGGUUUACCGACGAGAGCGUGCUGGCUCAUCCGCUCCAGCAGAGUGAAUUGGAGCAAGUCAUGGAUGAUGCUUACAUCAGGCACGGGAUCCGCGACAACCACUUCUGGAAGACUUUCCACCACCACAAGCAGUACGAGUUCCUUCUGCCCAACAUCCCAGCACUCGAGAAGGCGGACGCAGACGACAUCUUCACAGUCAACAUCAGCCGGACUUUGCCGAUUAACCUGAAGCGCCAGCUCGGCCGCGGAGGCUACGGUGACGUCUACCAAGCCGAGCUUCUCGACGGCUACCACAGCCUCGAGACCAUUGACGGCUGUGUUGCCGUCAAGAUUUUCCGGGUUUCCUCCAGCAGCGGCAGCGAGAAGAGCCGGGACUACGAUGAUGAGGAUGACUACUACACCGGCGCCGGCGACUGGGACGACCAAGACUGCGCCGCCGAGACCCGCAACAACAAGCGCUUCCAGCACUCGAACAUCGUGCCGAUGCUUGCAUCGCUCAGCCACGGACCCGAGAACAUGUCCUUCUACCCGAUUGCGCGGACCUCGCUCCAAGCACUGAUAAGCGAGCCGACGCUCACUCCCCCGAACAACACCACCGUUCGGAUCGUCGAGCAAGUCGCCGACCUCUUCUCGGCGCUGAACCAGAUCCACACCGGCAACGAGAACGGCUGCGGCUACCACCUCGACAUCAAGCCGGCCAACAUCCUCGUUCGCGCCGACGACAGCUUCGCGCUGACCGACCUCGGCAUGGCCCACUUCAAGACGCACCAGGAGGUGCAGCAGGACCGCUCCUUCUCGGAGACGCGCAUGCGUCCCUGCAGCGAGGAGUACGCGGGGCCGGAGCUGACGGGCAAGCGGAUCCACCGGUCGUUCGACAUCUGGGCGAUGGGGGCUGUCUUCCUCGAGCUGCUGGUGUGGAUCGCCGAGGGGCGCGACGGCGUGCGCAAGUUCCACAACGCGCGCAAGACCAAGAAGGACUACAAGAUCUCGCCGCUGCGGCCAUGACCUGGAAGUCGUGGAAAUGAGCGGCUCGCCGCUUCCCCUUCCUACUUCUUUUCUUGUACAUACCUUUUUUUUCUUUUGUUUGUUUGUUUUUCCCGGUGGCUUUUUCCUGCGUUUCACGAUAGACAUAGACGGAUACUCACUUAGAUUUCUAUUUCCUGUUGAGCGGGUUUUUUGCUUUUUGUUUUUGGCGUUUUCGUUCGGCAUUCUGUUUUUUCUUUUCUUU